UCUCCCCCCUUCUUCCUAUCUAUCUCAAAAGGCAAUGGGUUGUUGUGGUCAGAACAACAUCAGAACCUCCUCUCCUCCUCCUCCAAACCCUACCAAGCUCAAAUCAGAAUUUAUCCUGCAAAUUCCAAAUGCCAAAGUCACCCUCGCCGGCGAUCCAGAAGCUGCCAUCGAGCUCAGCCAAGGAGAUCUUUCUGUAUUUCAUUUAACUGAAGAUAGUGUUCCUUUAGCUACUGUCAUAAAAGUUGGUAAUCUCAGUUGGCCAUUAACAAAAGAUGAACCAGUUGUUAGACUCGACAAGCUUCACUACCUUUUCACAAUACCAGAUGAAGAAGCUGGUUUCUUCAACUAUGGAGUCUCCUUCACUGCUGCUGCCGAGAAUCACCUGGCUUCUUUUGAUCAGUUUCUCAAGGAGAAUUCUUGCUUCUCGCCUAUUACUACUACUUCUCCUGCUGCAAAGAUUAAUGACUUGUACUGGAAGGAUUAUGCUCCAAAUAUUGAGGAUUAUAAUGGAGUUCUAGCAAAGGCUAUUGCUCGAGGGACUGGAGAGAUAGUCAAAGGUAUUUUUAAGUUGAGCAAUGAAUACAGUAACCAGGUACAAAAGGGAGCCAGCUUAAUCAAACCUCAAACUGGAGAGAGGAAGAAUAAUAAUGGUGCCUCUGUGGAUGGAAGCAGGAAGCCUGGAGGAAUCAACAAUACUCUUAAACGGGCAAGGAAGCUGUCAAUGAUGACUGAAAAGCUGAGCCAGACUUUGCUCAAUGGCGUGCUUGCUAUGACUGGAAAUGUGGCUGCCCCGUUGGUUCAGUCAAAAGCAGGAAAAUCUCUCUUCGCUACAGUGCCUGGAGAAGUUCUAUUAGCCUCACUGGAUGCUCUCAGCAAAGUUCUGGAUGCAGCUGAAUUUGCUGAGAAAAGAGCUUUUGCAGCGACUUCUGGUGCUGUUACACAAGCAGUGUCUAAAAGAUUGGGCGAAAGUGCCGGAGAAACAACAGACGAUGUGUUGGCCACAGCAGGACAUGCCAUUGGAACGGCAUGGAAUGUCUUCAAGAUUAGGAAAGCUAUCAAUCCUAAAGCUUCAGUUACAUCAAACAUUAUAAAUAAUGCAGCAAGGAAGAAAUCCAAAUGAUUGAAGAAAAAUAUUGAUUUUAAAAAGGAAAUGUAUAAUUUCCUCACAAACUUAUGUGGCUGGUGAUCUCAAAAGAGAAAUACUUGUAAUUUCUUUGAUGGUCUAGUUAACUUGGUAUAAAUAAAACAAAAAAAGUCAUCCAUAGUAAGAGAUGCGCCAUUGUCAGUUUUUUUUUUUUUCAAAAAUAAUAAUAAACCAACUAAUUUUAAUUUUGUUA
Messenger RNA from Dendrobium catenatum, 1337 nucleotides. RefSeq names its product senescence/dehydration-associated protein At4g35985, chloroplastic. NCBI's taxonomy places the organism in Eukaryota, Viridiplantae, Streptophyta, Magnoliopsida, Asparagales, Orchidaceae. The transcript is spliced from 5 exons. The record is from RefSeq and is a predicted model, not a curated record. Bases 35 to 1120 code for a protein of 361 amino acids. Gene Ontology annotation, cellular component: plasma membrane.